AUGCCACCAUCGCCCCCUAUACAACAACAACAGCAAGAAGUAACGGCGACACUAACAAGUUCCAGAGCCUCAAAUUUAAUUCAAGAUAUCAUUAGCGAAGAACCUUCACCUCCUUAUACUCCAUAUCCUUCACCGGGUGAACAAUCGUUACUAUUUGGACCUCAAAGACCCUGGGAAACUACAAUAAAUCCCCAAUCAACACAUCAGCAACAGUCAUAUUUAUCUAGUAUCCCGCAGGAUAUAUAUGCGCGAAAUGUCACAAUACUGGAUUUAAAAGACCCGGAAAACCAUGUCGAAAAUGUUGGGAUUUAUUUUUAUUACCCGCAUUCCAUCUUUAUAACACUAAUAAUUCAUCAAAAUUAUUUACCAUUAAAUCAUUCGAGUAAUAUAAGUAGUAGUGGGUCAGCAUAUAAUAUUACUGGGGGUAAUGUUAUGUUCGCGAAACCAGGGGACGCUGCUCUUGGUGGUUGGUUAUGUACGAAUUGUCGAGGAUCAGGACAAACGCAAUCAUUAAUGGGCGGUGGAUUAUGUUCAAGAUGUCGUGGAGUCGGUCGACUAUUUCAAUAA
Molecule: messenger RNA, 567 nt
Organism: Ambispora gerdemannii
Lineage: Eukaryota; Fungi; Glomeromycota; Glomeromycetes; Archaeosporales; Ambisporaceae
Source: the annotation of a GenBank genome assembly